AUGCUUUGGAGAAUGAGCACCUGCGGCAGGAAAGCGCUGACUCUGCUCAGCAGUGUCUUUGCUGUGAGUGGAUUGGGAUUUCUGGGGAUUGCAGUGAGCACCGACUAUUGGUUGUAUCUGGAGGAAGGGAUCAUCUUGCCCCAAAACCAAAGUACCGAAAUCAAGAUGUCUCUGCAUUCUGGCCUCUGGAGGGUUUGCUUUUUAGCAGGUGAAGAACAUGGGAGGUGUUUCACAAUAGAGUAUGUCAUGCCCAUGAAUGUCCAGAUGACCUCUGAAUCAACUAUCAAUGUUUUAAAAAUGAUUCGUUCUGCCACCCCGUUCCCCCUGGUGAGUCUCUUUUUCAUGUUUAUUGGAUUCAUCUUGAGCAACAUUGGGCAUAUCCGGCCACAUAGAACCAUCUUGGCCUUCGUGUCUGGAAUCUUCUUCAUUUUGUCUGGUUUAUCUCUGGUGGUGGGGCUCGUAUUGUACAUCUCCACCAUCAAUGAUGAAAUGCUCAAUAGAACCAAGGAUUCGGAGACAUACUUCACUUACAAAUAUGGCUGGUCAUUUGGUUUUUCUGCCAUUUCUUUCCUCCUAACUGAGAGUGCGGGUGUCAUGUCUGUUUACCUGUUCAUGAAAAGAUACACUGCUGAAGAGAUAUACCGGCCACACUCUGGCUUCUACCGACCCCGUCUUAGCAACUGCUCCGAUUACUCAGGCCAGUUCCUUCACCCCGAGGCAUGGGUCCGGGGACGCAGCCCUUCUGACAUCUCCAGCGAUGCCUCUCUCCAAAUGAACAGUAAUUACCCGGCUCUGCUUAAGUGUCCCGAUUAUGACCAGCUGUCCUCCUCCCCAUGCUGA
Ahaetulla prasina is the source of this 840-nucleotide messenger RNA. It is a transcript of the gene CACNG5, whose product is annotated as calcium voltage-gated channel auxiliary subunit gamma 5. The transcript is spliced from 5 exons. NCBI's taxonomy places the organism in Eukaryota, Metazoa, Chordata, Lepidosauria, Squamata, Colubridae. Gene Ontology annotation, molecular function: voltage-gated calcium channel activity; channel regulator activity. The record is from RefSeq and is a predicted model, not a curated record. Gene Ontology annotation, cellular component: postsynaptic density membrane; AMPA glutamate receptor complex. Gene Ontology annotation, biological process: postsynaptic neurotransmitter receptor diffusion trapping; regulation of AMPA receptor activity; transmission of nerve impulse. The coding region runs from base 1 to 840 and encodes 279 amino acids.